Molecule: messenger RNA, 3239 nt
Organism: Portunus trituberculatus (swimming crab)
Lineage: Eukaryota; Metazoa; Arthropoda; Malacostraca; Decapoda; Portunidae
Cellular component (GO): extracellular region
Molecular function (GO): chitin binding
Source: RefSeq, a predicted model, not a curated record
UCGACCGACUCCGCUUCGGAUCUUCCUCUAGCUUCUCCAUAGCUGCUUUAGUUCAGUUCCUUUACAGCUUGUUCUCUUCCCCUCAGCGCAGUCUUCGCCGGAUAGAGUCUCCUCCCCUCUAUUCUCAUCUCAAGGCGUAGCGGUAACUUAGAGAAACGAAUCAUAUUUUUAAGGUUUUCAAGCACCGGAGCUCCGCAAAACCGACACCAUGAAGCUUAUGAGACACUUAGUAUUCGCCGCCCUGCUCGGCCUCAGCCUCGCCAGCAGCCUCUCUUAUCUCCCACCAACCAACGGGUUUAACGGCAACGGCGCCAACGGAAACGGAAUUAAUGGAAAUGGCGUCAACGGCAAUGGCGUCAACGGCAAUGGUUACACCAAUGGUAACGGCGUUAACGGCAACGGAGUUAACGGCAACGGUUACACCAACGGCGUUAACGGCAACGGCGUCAACGGCAACGGUUUUACUAAUGGAAACGGAGUGAAUGGCAACGGUUACACCAACGGAGUUAACGGUAACGGUUAUGCUAAUGGCAUCAACGGCAAUGGAGUGAACGGUAAUGGUUACACUAACGGCAACGGCGCUGUCAACGGCAACGGUUACACCAAUGGCAACGGUGCUGUCAACGGAAACGGUUACACCAACGGCAACGGCGCUGUCAACGGCAAUGGCGCUGUGAACGGCAACGGUUACACCAACGGCAAUGGCGCUGUGAACGGCAACGGUUAUACCAACGGCAACGGCGCUGUGAACGGCAACGGUUAUACCAAUGGCAACGGCGCUGUGAAUGGCAACGGUUACACCAAUGGCAACGGCGCUGUCAACGGCAACGGUUACACCAACGGCAACGGCGCUGUCAACGGCAAUGGCAAUGGUUACACCAACGGCAACGGCGCUGUCAACGGCAAUGGCAAUGGUUACACCAACGGCAACGGCGCUGUCAACGGCAAUGGUGCUGUCAACGGUAACGGUUACACCAACGGUAAUGGUGCUGUCAACGGCAAUGGUUACACCAACGGCAACGGUGCUGUGAACGGCAACGGCUACACCAACGGAGUCAACGGCAACGGCAAUGGUUACAGCAAUGGCAACGGCGCUGUGAACGGCAAUGGUUACACCAACGGCAACGGUGCUGUGAACGGCAACGGCUACACCAAUGGCAUCAACGGCAACGGUGCUGUUAACGGUUACGGCGUGGACCCCAUCACCGCCCUCAGCAGUGCCAUCGGCGGCGGCGGCGUGGCUGGCGUCGACUACCCCAUCCUUGCCUCCGUGCCUGUCACCGCCUUCACUUGCGCUGGUCAGCUUCCCGGAUACUACGCCGACACCGCCCCUGAGGCUGGCUGCCAGGUGUUCCACAUCUGCCAAGCUGACGGCCGCCAGGACUCCUUCCUCUGCCCCAACGGCACCGUGUUCAACCAGCAGUACUUCGUGUGUGACUGGUGGUACAACUUCGACUGCUCCACCGCCACUCAGUUCUACGGCCUCAACGCCAACAUCGGAGUCGUCAACGGCGCCAACGGAUAUACUAACGGUGUUAACGGAAUUCUCAAUGGUAACGGACUCAAUGGUAAUGGCUAUGCCAACGGCAACGGAGUGAAUGGAAACGGCUACACCAACGGCAACGGUGUCAACGGAAACGGCUAUACUAAUGGCGGCAACGGCAAUGGAGUGAACGGCAACGGCUACACCAACGGUAACGGAGUGAAUGGAAAUGGCUACACCAACGGCAACGGAGUGAAUGGUAACGGUUACACCAACGGCAACGGCGCUGUCAACGGUAACGGCAAUGGUUACACCAACGGCAAUGGCGCUGUCAACGGCAACGGCUACACCAACGGAGUCAAUGGUAACGGCAACGGCGCUAUCAACGGCAACGGCUACACCAACGGUAAUGGCGCUGUGAACGGCAACGGUUACACCAACGGAGUCAACGGCAACGGUAACGGUUACACCAACGGCAACGGCGCUGUCAACGGCAAUGGCUACACCAACGGCAACGGAGCUAACGGCAACGGCUACACCAACGGCAACGGCGCUGUCAACGGCAACGGCGCUGUUAACGGCAACGGCUACACCAACGGCAACGGCGCUGUCAACGGCAACGGCUAUACCAACGGCAACGGCGCUAACGGCAACGGCUACACCAACGGCAACGGCGCUGUCAACGGCAACGGCGCUGUCAACGGCAACGGCUAUACCAACGGCAACGGCGCUGUCAACGGCAACGGCUAUACCAACGGCAACGGCGCUGUCAACGGCAACGGCGCUGUCAACGGCAACGGCUAUACCAACGGCAACGGUGCUGUCAACGGCAACGGCGCUAUCAAUGGCAACGGUUAUACCAACGGCAACGGCGCUGUCAACGAUACACCAACGGGCAACGGCGCUGUCAACGGUAACGGUUACACCAACGGAGUCAACGGCAACGGCGCUGUCAACGGUAACGGUUACACCAACGGAGUCAACGGCAACGGUGCUGUCAACGGCAACGGCCUAAGCAUUCCCGUUCCCUCCUCACCAUCAGGACUCUACCAAACACCGGUUUAGUAGACACGUUCCCCUUACUUCUUCUCUUCCUCCACCUACUUCGCCCAGCUCCUCCUCCUUCCCUCUUAUCUCCCCCAUGCCCUCCUCUUCCUCCUCCUUUACAGUACCAAGCACCAGUCUUACAAAUGUUAUCUUGAUCCAUUUCAUCCGCAGCUUAAUGAAAUGGUGACCCACCCUCUCUCUCUCUUCGACACUCCGCGCCCUGCCGCCAGAGGGCCAGAAAGAAGCCAUAGUAUUUAGCGUACCUGUGUGAGCUCCGCGUGCGUGGUUCGUGUACUUGGUCACACACACACACACACACACACACUCACACAAACACUUGCUUUCACAUUUAUGUAAUAUCAGUAAAGUAUUCAUUAUUUCAAAAUACUACUAUUGUUCUAAACUACUACUACUACUAUUACUACUACUACUACUACUACUACUACUACUACUACUACUACUACUACUACUACUACUAUUAAUACUCUUAGCGCUUCAUUUUCCCAAACCAUAUUAUUUAUAUUAACGCAAAAGUUUUCUUAGCCCUUCAAUCUUCUGCGGCGAGUGAAAGCUCCUGCUGCCCCCAGUGCCACAACACCCGUCACGAUGCACGAGUGACCCAACACGGACCUAGAGUAGUGUGACUUGAGUAGCUUUUAUUUAUGUAUUGCCAAAUGAAAAGAAGAAAAAAUAAAAUACGUAACUAAUA